This is a messenger RNA of Anarrhichthys ocellatus (wolf-eel), 3179 nucleotides long. RefSeq names its product parathyroid hormone 3 receptor (gene pth3r). Gene Ontology annotation, molecular function: parathyroid hormone receptor activity; G protein-coupled peptide receptor activity; peptide hormone binding. The transcript is spliced from 13 exons. The coding region runs from base 260 to 1966 and encodes 568 amino acids. Gene Ontology annotation, cellular component: plasma membrane. NCBI's taxonomy places the organism in Eukaryota, Metazoa, Chordata, Actinopteri, Perciformes, Anarhichadidae. The record is from RefSeq and is a predicted model, not a curated record. Gene Ontology annotation, biological process: adenylate cyclase-modulating G protein-coupled receptor signaling pathway; cell surface receptor signaling pathway.
UCUAUGGUCUGUCUCAAACCUGAUUAGUGAUGUCCACUGGAGAGAGGAGACCUUUUUAAAACAUCAUUUCUGGAUGUCAAAAGACCCCAAAGCUCAAGAAGAUCCUAAAAUGGACAGAUGAAACACAAAUAACUACAAUCUGCAGGUACAAAACAGCCCUUAACUUUGGGAUACGAGUUCCUCCGAUUCAACCCGAGGAGGAUAAGAUGAUCUGAUGGUGAUUAAAGGUCCUGUUUGAGUCGACAGUUAUAAAGACGUGAUGUUGUCUGCACAGGGAACCGGUGCAUUGGUUGUAUUCCACAGUGUCAUACUAGUGACCGCACUGAUAGACUCUGAUGAUGUCAUCACACGAGAUGAGCAGAUCUACGUUCUGAUUGGUGCUCACGCCAAGUGUGAGAGGAGCAUCCAGGCACAUAUGUCCCUGGUUAAAGAAGGUGACUGCAUCCCAGAGUGGGACGGGAUCAUCUGCUGGCCACGGAGCAGAGCGGGCCAGCUGGUGUCAGUGCUGUGUCCACAGUACAUCUACGACUUCAAUCACAGAGGGCGAGCCUACCGCCAGUGUGACGCGUCAGGGAGCUGGGAGCAGGUGCCCAGUAUCAACCGCACUUGGGCUAACUACACUGAGUGCACCACAUACUUGACCUCCAACCACAGGAGCCAAGAGGAGAAGGUGUUUGAGAGACUCCACCUCAUGUACACUGUUGGCUACUCCAUUUCUCUAGCAUCGCUUUUGGUGGCAGUCUCCAUCCUCUGCUAUUUCAAGCGUCUCCACUGCACACGUAAUUACAUCCACAUUCACCUCUUCACCUCCUUCAUAUGUCGAGCAGUCAGCAUUUUUGUGAAGGACGCUGUGCUCCACUCCAUAUCUGAAGACAGAGAGGAUGAGCCUGAGUUCACUACACAGAAGUCCCCUAUGGCUGGCUGUAAAGUUGCUGUUACGCUUUUCCUUUAUUUCCUGGCAACCAAUCAUUACUGGAUCCUGGUGGAGGGGUUGUAUCUACAUAGCCUCAUCUUCAUGGCCUUCCUUUCUGACAAGAACUACCUAUGGGCCCUCACCAUCAUCGGUUGGGGUGCUCCAUCUGUGUUUGUGUCUGUUUGGGUCAGUGCUCGAGCAUCGCUGGCAGACACACAAUGUUGGGACAUCAGUGCAGGAAACCUAAAGUGGAUCUAUCAAGUUCCCAUUCUGGCUGCCAUUGUUGUGAAUUUCCUCCUCUUCGUCAACAUAAUACGUGUACUGGCCUCUAAACUGUGGGAAACAAACACUGGUAAAUUGGACCCUCGGAAGCAAUAUCGGAAGCUGCUCAAGUCCACAUUAGUCCUCAUGCCCUUGUUUGGAGUUCACUACAUGGUGUUCAUGGCUCUUCCCUACACUGAGGUCACCGGGCUGCUGUGGCAGGUUCAAAUGCAUUAUGAGAUGUUCUUCAAUUCAUCCCAGGGCUUUUUUGUGGCCUUUAUCUACUGUUUCUGCAACGGAGAGGUGCAGGCAGAGGUAAAGAAGGCGUGGUUAAGACGCAGCAUCGCGUUGGACAUCAAACAGAAAACCAGGAUGACCAGCAGCGGAGGCAGCUGUUACUACGGCGGCAUGAUGUCACACACCACUACCCACAGCGUCAGCUUGUCUGCUGCCAAUCCCAGAGCUCUUUCCUUCACCGGAGCCGCCGUGGGCUCUGGUGGUGGUGCUGCCGUUGGAGGGUCAGGGGUCAGGCCGGCACGUCACGGCUCUUUCCACCCGCAAUUCAGCCUGCCUGGAUAUGUGCCCGCUGAUACUGAGACCUCCGGCCCCACACAGGAGGAGCUGGGUGUGAGGAAACCAGGGAUGACAGAGUCUGGAGUUUUUGCCAGGCAUGCCAGAGCAAGCAAGGGAAAUCAUGAUACCGAAAGUCAUGGAGCGUCUCCAGCCCAAACCACUGGAGCAGAAGGUGGAGACGGCUGCUUAUCUCCGAAAGAGGUGGAGACCAUCUUGUGAUUGUUUUGAUAAAUAUAGACAGAUGAGCAUAAAUGAAGUACUGGACUCAAGGAAGAUGAUGAAAGGGAUGAAUUGUUCUGACUUCACCUGAGAGUGGUCAUCUUUACAAGCCUCUAUUUUGAUUUCAAUCAGGAGAGACUUCAUGUGCACAACCGGAGGAGAACUGUGAAUAGUGUUUAGAGAUUCGACCCCAUCGUAACUGUUCCACUUCUGUUUUGCUAAACCUGUCCAGUGAAUAUGAUUGAGGUGAAUGGGGUGGAGGAAGUGAAUGAAUGAUGCAUAAAGUUAGUCUUCCUGACUGAACUUAAGCUGAGCUUCAUCUACAAGACUGAGGAACUGCUAAACUAGACAUUUCAAGUUACUUGUGUUGAGAUUGUUUUGUCAACUUCUUUUAAUUAAGAAAGAACUUUCAGUCUUAACUGAUGAAUUUCUUGUGUAUCUAUUUAAUUUAUGUCAGUGUACGUCAUAUGAACAUAAAUAUUUAUAUGCUUUCAAUGAAUGUGUAAGUCUUGUGAACAGACAGACUGAAGAUAAUCUGUGACGAUGUGAUGCUGCAGAGAAUUCAGAACAGUCAAGGGACAGACCUGGAUGUUUAAACAGGGAGACUUUUUUGUGGUGUGGAUCUAUCGACACAUCUUUCCUGUGUUGUAUUUUUCAAGGCCAGACUGGCUGACCCCAGUUCAAACUGCACUUGUGUGUGUGUGUGUGUGUGUGUGUGUGUGUGUGUGUGUGUGUGUGUGUAUGAAUGGCCUCUGUCUAUGAAUCUGCUGUACCAAUUUUGACCUCCAUGCAAAUCAGCCACACAUUUAUGAUAGAGUAAGCAGGAGUUAGUGGGUACUUUAGCGAGCUAACUGUCCAAAUUUGAUCCUUUGUAACAGUCAUUCGUGUCCAGACAGCGUGUCUAGACAGGUACUGUCUUUCUGCACCGUUGUUGUUGUCCAUAUUGUCUGACAGGACCCCUGGAGGCUGAUGCAUAAGCCUUUUGCACCUCGUGGGCUAAACACCAACCCUUUCCUCCGUGUAACCUCUGCCCCGAACACUUCACAACACUGUCCAGAAUUUCACACUCUCCCCUCAGGCCUCGACUCGGAGCAGGAGGCACCUGAGCCGUUUGUAUAGACCUCGAGCAUGUGCGACAGACCUGCAGCACAAGCCACCAGUAUUCACAAAGUAAACAGGCCGUGUAAAUAUUUCAGGACUGUUUAGGUGUCUG